AUGGGUGUGAUGGAGAAGCCAUAUGCUGACGUUGUAAGUAGAGUAUCAAUUAGCCUCAAGAAAGAAGGGCUCCUGACCAUUAGAAAUGGGGAGACAAAAGCCGCCUGGCAUCCUGGUGGGUAGAGGGGUGGGCAGUUAGAUGAGGAUGCAGGGAAAGAGAGCUGGCUCACAUUCAGACAUGAUGGUGACCACGCACCCUUCCUCCUGCAGAAAAUCUCACGUCCUGGAGAACUACCGGGUUUUGUUAGGAAACACCCAGCUGUACCAGCACACCAGGCACACCCAGAAGUUACCUGUGAGCCAGAUUAUCGUGUACCCAGACUUUGAUAAAUUUCACCCUUUUGGGAAUGACAUAGCCAUGUUGCAGCUGCUCUUUCCUGUGAACGUCACCUCCCACAUCAUCCCCUCCUGCCUCCCAGCUCCUGGCAUGCAGCUGCCCAGUAACUCGUCCUGCUGGAUAACGGGCUGGGGCAUGCUCAGUGAGGAAAGGCCUCUGCUCGAGCCCUUCCGUCUCCAGGAGGGGAAGGUGGGCCUCGUUGAGAACAAGUUCUGCAAUAUGUUAUAUGAACAAAGAGUUGGCCAAGGCAGGAACUACUCUGUGCAUGAGGAGAUGCUGUGUGCUGGGGACUUCUCGACAGGAAAGGCCAUCUGCUGCGUGAGUGAGGCCAUUUCUGUUCCUCCCUUGCGUGUUCUCAGGGCCUCAGUUUCCCUGGGGAUGGGGGGGGUGUUGCCUCUGCUCUCCUUGUGGAGACCCCCAGGACGUCCUGCUUCCUCCCUCUCCGUGUCUUCCCGGGGCUCCAGCCCUUGGCAGCGUUCCCCCGGCUGCCCCUUCCUGAGCCCAUUGUCCCUGAGGGCGUUACUGGCAGGACCUCAGACAGCGUCUGUUUUUGAGGCCUAUUUUACAGUUUUGAUUGAGGUGUAACAUACUUACAAAAAAGUAUAUUCAUAGUGUUGUCAUAGGUGAGUGGUGGGCGAAUCUUCACAUAGUGACGCAACAUGUGACCAACACCCCGGGGCCCCACUCGUGUCCCUUUCCAGUCACCAGCACUCAGGGGAAACCGCCACCUUCACUUGCAACACCUCAGAUUAGAUCAUGGGUUUUCUGUAAGUAGCAUUUAUUUCCAGUUGUCAGUCUUUCAUGGUCACAUUCUGUG
Molecule: messenger RNA, 1154 nt
Organism: Vicugna pacos (alpaca)
Lineage: Eukaryota; Metazoa; Chordata; Mammalia; Artiodactyla; Camelidae
Source: RefSeq, a predicted model, not a curated record